GCCGAGAGGAAAAGGAUGAAUAACAAAGGAAACCCCAAACAUCAAUACCAAGAAGGCAAACCCCAGCCCUCACUCAGAGCCUGUGAAGGCAGAGGAAGCCGGCAGGUGGACUCCGAAAGCCCUCAUAGGAGACGAGCCUCUUCCUGUGGCGGCCACACACCAGCACAGCCCGUGGAGGAGCCUCUUCUUCUUCUUCUUCUCCUUCUUCUCUCCCAUCCCCAGGACUGUCUGGCCCGGCAAGAUGAAGUGGAGGAGGAUCGCCAUCCUUGCCAGCCUGCAGGCCCAGCUCCCAGCCACAGAUGCUGCAUCAGUUCUUGGCCUCACAGAUCCCAGGCUCUGCUAUGUGCUGGAUGGAUUCCUCUUCAUUUAUGCAGUGAUCAUGACAGCCCUUUUUGUGAAGGCAAAGCUCAGCCAAGCCUCUGAACCACAGCUGCGAGCAGGCCAGGAUGAUGUGUACAACAAACUCUCCCGCUCGCACAGAGACGAUUACGAUGUGCUGGGAGGAAAGCGAGGAGCAGACCCCGAGCUGGGCGGGAGACACCAGCAGAGGAGAAAGAACCCUCAGGACACUGUCUACACUUCACUGCAGAAGGACAAGAUGGGUGAGGCAUACAGUGAGAUUGGAAUGAAGGGAGAGCAGAGGCGGCGAGGCAAAGGCAAUGAAGGUCUCUACCAGGGGCUCAGUGCAGCAACCAAGGACACUUAUGAUGCUCUCCAAAUGCAGCCUUUGCCCCCCCGCUAAGUGGGAGCCUCAGAGGGGAUGGGCAGGAGUGAGAGAUGCCCACCUGC
Messenger RNA from Pyrgilauda ruficollis (rufous-necked snowfinch), 789 nucleotides. It is a transcript of the gene CD247, whose product is annotated as CD247 molecule. Gene Ontology annotation, biological process: cell surface receptor signaling pathway. The transcript has 8 exons. Gene Ontology annotation, cellular component: membrane. Gene Ontology annotation, molecular function: transmembrane signaling receptor activity. The coding region runs from base 242 to 742 and encodes 166 amino acids. NCBI's taxonomy places the organism in Eukaryota, Metazoa, Chordata, Aves, Passeriformes, Passeridae. The record is from RefSeq and is a predicted model, not a curated record.